Westerdykella ornata is the source of this 828-nucleotide messenger RNA. RefSeq lists its product as uncharacterized. Lineage: Eukaryota; Fungi; Ascomycota; Dothideomycetes; Pleosporales; Sporormiaceae. The record is from RefSeq and is a predicted model, not a curated record. Bases 1 to 828 code for a protein of 275 amino acids. The transcript has a single exon.
AUGGAGCAGCAGUACCACUCCCGGAACAAGCCCUCCACCACCUCCUCCUUCCUUCCGACCCCUCCACCCUCUCCUCCAUACUUUUCUCCUCCUCCACCGACGAUGAGCCCGUUGCAGAUGCACGUGGCCAAGCUGGAGACCCUCCAGCCAUAUAUGAACCACUUCCUCAACAUGGCCUACCAUGGCUACAAUACCAAGGACGAACCCUCCUUCCUCUCCGCAUGCACAUCCAUCUCCACCAUACUCUUCGAAGAGGGGGCCGGCCAUGCCCUCCAAUCCGUAUGCGAAUUCCUCACCACCUCCAACCAGGACCUCAACCAGAUCACCAAUCCGGGCGGUCUUGGGUGGGACUGGGCCAUCUACCGCUGGCUGCUCUGCUUCUUGGUGAACCAGGGGCAAAGCCUGCCUGGGGAACUGGCAAGGCUCCGGGAGGCUUUGGGACAGCUUGCUGUCUCCAUGGGGAAUCCCCUCGAAAGCAUUCUCGCUGCUGCCGAGAUGCUGGCUGCGAGUGAGAGGCCAGUGGAAAGCGCCCCGGUGCCUCGGGAGUGCAAUAUUGGGAAGCCGCUGGAGGUGCAGGCUGGACCUGUGCCACUGGUGGUGGACCAUGAGCCUCCUAGGGUACCGGUGGCUGCUGCCCACGUAGACAGUGUUCCGUCGUUGGAAGCAUCUGGGGAGAAGUGCUCCGGUUCCUCCAAGGGAUCAGAAGACGGCGGCCCAGGGUGGGUAGACAAGCUGAGCAAGGAGGAGCUUGAGCGGGUAGAGGAGGAGAUGAAGGAGGCUGCGGCCAGACUGGAUGAGAUUCCGUUCGAUCCAGAAUUCGACGCCUAG